Fragaria vesca subsp. vesca is the source of this 1814-nucleotide messenger RNA. RefSeq lists its product as uncharacterized. Bases 49 to 1737 code for a protein of 562 amino acids. The record is from RefSeq and is a predicted model, not a curated record. The transcript has 11 exons. Gene Ontology annotation, molecular function: nucleic acid binding; 3'-5' exonuclease activity. Gene Ontology annotation, biological process: nucleobase-containing compound metabolic process. NCBI's taxonomy places the organism in Eukaryota, Viridiplantae, Streptophyta, Magnoliopsida, Rosales, Rosaceae.
CGGAGACAGAACCAAAAACCGUUUUGAGGACCUUGCUGAUUUAUUCUGAUGGGUUUGGAGGAGAGGGCUGCCACUUAUGACAGCCAGAACGGCAAAGGUGAUCAGAGUCAUCAGACUAUUUGCAAGCAUGGAUUUUCCGACCUUUCGCACAUUUCUCCGGUGGUGUUCUUAUACCUCUUGAAAGAAUGUUACUUUAUUGGCACAUGCAAGGCAACUAAGAAGUUCCGAGCUCUUCAAGAACAGGUCCAUCUAGUGCUGCGCAAUGACCCCCAACCUGGACCAGCUACUUUUGUUGUCCAGUGCCUCUAUGUCUUGCCUAUUUUCGACUUAUACUGUGAAGGGUUCAGUCACUUAAUUAUAUCUGCUCUACGCCGUUUCCUAAAAGAAGAAGCUUCCGUGGGGGACAAUUUGGAACCAAAAGACCUUGCUGCCAAGUUAUUUCUAGAUAUUGUUGGGGGCUCUGUCAACCAUGAUGAGAGGAUAGUUGAGAAGAUACUUGAAGUUUUUGAUGUUCAGUUAGAGAACAUUCAAAAAGCUCUGUGCCCAAAUGCAAUGAAUGAUGACAGUUUUAGCAUGGCAACAAAAUUUGUUGAGGAUUAUAUAUAUCACUUGAUAGAGUGUCAGACAUACAUGACUGCAGUUACUCUAUUGGCGCACUUCUGUAUCCGCCAGUCUGGUCAAUCUUUUCUGCUUUCUAUGAUAGAAAGCAAACAAUUGAAAGCAGCAGAGAAGUGGGCAACCUUCAUCGGGAAGCCAAUGUUAUGUGUUCUGGUCCAAGAGUAUUCUGAUAGAAACAUGCUGCAGGAUGCUUAUGAGAUUAUACACAAAAACAAUCUCCGACAGGAAUUCCCAAAUGUUUGUCACAAGUAUAAAGAGAGUUCAUUAAAGAAAUUAGCAGAAAAAGGAUGCUGGGACGUUGCAGAAGCAAAGACAAAGAGUGAUAGACAACUCCUUGAAUACCUGGUUUAUUUAGCCAUGGAAGCUGGUUACACAGAAAAGGUUGAUGAACUAUGUGAUCGAUAUUCACUACAAGGUUUCUUGAAUGUCAAAGUGCCUGAGCCAAGCCUUCUCCAUAAUCGCUAUUUGCAUCUGAAUGAGUUAGCUGUAGGAGGUGUCUUUUGGGUUGAUGAAGUUGAUGCUUUGCAUAAGGCGACCUGCCAUUUUGAGGAAUGCAAAGUUGUGGGUCUUGAUUGUGAAUGGAAACCGAAUUAUGUUAAAGGUAGCAGACCAAACAAGGUUUCUAUUAUGCAAAUUGCUUCUGAUAAAAUGGUUUUCAUCCUUGACUUGAUCAAAUUAUAUCAAGAUGUACCUGAUGUUCUGGAUGACAGCUUAACUCGUGUUCUACAGUCUCCUGGGAUCCUAAAGCUUGGUUAUAAUUUUCAAUGCGAUAUGAGGCAGCUGGCUCAGUCAUAUGAAGAUUUAGAGUGUUUCAAGCACUAUCAGAUGCUACUGGACGUUCAGAAUGUGUUCAAAGAACCUCGUGGUGGUCUGUCCGGGCUUGCAAAGAAAAUACUCGGAGUUGGUUUGAACAAGACAAGAAGGAACAGCAAUUGGGAGCAACGGCCUCUGACACCCAAUCAGCUGGAAUAUGCAGCUCUUGAUGCAGUUGUACUGGUUCACAUAUUUGGCCACGUUCGCACUCAUUCUCAGCCUGCUGAUGGAGAGGGACAUGGAAAACUUGAGUGGAAAUCCUGCAUUGUUUCCAACAUGACUAACAUGAAGAAGUUCAAAAAGUGAAGUCCCAAGGAGUCUCCUGAAGCUCAGGCAAAGGAGCAUAAGAGCAUUUAGCAGUUUAGUUAUCUGUGCGUCUAGUU